AUGUCCGUCGACAUCACAAAUCACAACAUAACGAUGAAGAUGGAACUUCUGAAAAUUGCAGAGGUGCAAAAAAAUAUUGGCAUGGCUAACCAUCCAACUCCAACUCAACAAAUCGGCACUCCAUUGGAAACCAAACACGGAAAGAAAAUCCCUACUGUCAAAGGUAAAGAGAAGGAGAAAAUCGCCAAGCAGGCUAAGAAAGGAGAUCACCAAAAAAAGAUGCAAACCCUUUUCAAGUCCAUGAACGACAAAAUGGACAAGGCCAGCCAGAAUAUCUCCAAGAAUUGA
Molecule: messenger RNA, 288 nt
Organism: Caenorhabditis remanei
Lineage: Eukaryota; Metazoa; Nematoda; Chromadorea; Rhabditida; Rhabditidae
Exons: 3
Coding region: 1-288 (95 amino acids)
Source: RefSeq, a predicted model, not a curated record